GUUUCGGAAGAUUUAGGCACUUCUUUCAUACUGACAUUCUGUUGUUUUGUCUUACUUGUUCCGACAGUUCCGACUUUUGUUUUGCGAAUUUUGUGAUUAACUGAUCAAUUUGUGAUUGUUUGGACUGUGGGAUAGUUGGAGUUUGGAGUGUUUUUUAGAGAAUCCAUAAUUGAAAUUCUCGAAAAUUUUAGACUGCAUGAACAUUUGGUUUCCUCAAUUUGAAAAAGAUUCAAAGCAGUUUUGAAAAAUGUCCAUCCUAGCGUACAACGGGGGUGCCAUGGUGGCUAUGAAAGGAGAAAAUUGUGUUUCGAUAGCAACAGACAGAAGAUUCGGUAUCCAAGCACAAACUAUUGCCACAAACUUUGAAAAAGUAUUCCAGAUGGGCCCCCACCUGUACGUGGGCCUGCCAGGUCUGGCCACCGACACGCAAACAGUAAUGGAGAAGCUCAGAUUUCGCAAAAACCUGUACGAGCUCAAAGAAAAUAGACUGAUGUCACCAAAAGUAUUUGCAGCUAUGCUCUCAAACUUGCUCUAUGAAAAGCGAUUUGGGCCGUUUUUCGUGGAGCCUGUUGUUGCAGGACUCAUGCCCAAGACCUACGAGCCCUACAUCUGCAAUAUGGAUCUGAUUGGGUGUAUUAAUCCUCCAAAUGAUUUUGUUGUUGGGGGUACAGCUUCUGCACAGCUUUAUGGUAUGUGUGAGGCUCUCUGGGAGCCCAAUUUGGGGCCUGAGGAUCUGUUUGAGACCACCUCUCAGGCUUUGAUCAAUGCCUUCGAUAGGGACGCUAUUUCUGGAUGGGGGGCCACUGUUUAUAUAAUAGAAAAGGAUAAGGUUACUAUCAAGAAUUUGAAAACACGAAUGGAUUAAGGAUGGAGUUCUAUUUUUUUUUAUAUCAAAUAUUCGCUAAUUAAAUUAAUAUUCAUAAUUGUGUUUCUGAUUUCUGAAACUUUCUUGUUUAGGCUGUCCGGCUAAUUUCAGUGAACU
Messenger RNA from Phaedon cochleariae (mustard beetle), 982 nucleotides. NCBI's taxonomy places the organism in Eukaryota, Metazoa, Arthropoda, Insecta, Coleoptera, Chrysomelidae. The record is from the annotation of a GenBank genome assembly.